UCAAAGUUGUUCAAUUGAGAAACAAUUGUUAAAUAAUUUCUUCUGUUUUCCUCCAUUCGGAGAUAAUAUUAUUAUAUCUUGCGAGGAGGAAGAUUGAAGAAUAUCAAAUAAAAAUGGUGUUUACUGGAACCCUCGACAAAUGCAAGGCAUGUGAAAAAACUGUGUAUGUGGUUGAUAUGGUGUCAGCUGACGGAAUUCCUUAUCAUAAGACUUGUUUCAAAUGCAGCCAUUGCAAUGGAAAACUUAUGAUGGGAAGGUUUUCAUCUUUGGACGGAGUACUAUAUUGCAUGCCACAUUUUGAGCAACACUUCAAGAAAAAUGGAAGUUAUUCCAGUAACAAAUCGCAAACAUAUGCAAAACCCGAAUUGAGUAAGAGUGCUAGCAAACUCUCAUCAAUAUUUUCGGGAACCCAAGACAAAUGCGCUACUUGUAAAAAAACUGCAUACCCUCUUGAGAAGAUAGUUGUAGAGGGAGAAAAUUAUCACAAGUCAUGCUUUAGGUGUGCAAAAGGAGGUUGCUUCCUCUCUGCAUCAAACUAUGCUGCUCUGGAUGGAUAUUUGUAUUGCAAACCUCACUUUGCUCAACUGUUCAAGGAAAAGGGAUCGUAUAAUCACCUAACAAAAUCAAUUACAGUGAAGAGAAAUGAUUUUUCUCCUCCGUCUCUUGUAGAAGAUAUGAAGGACGCAACUCCAGAACUUGAAGCGGCAGCACAAGAUGAAGAGAGCGAAUCAUUACAAAACUAGUGAUACGUUAUAGUAUAUAUCAAAUGCGACUUUUGUCCACCUUGAAAUUUCACCUUCGUUAUUGGUCAUGUGUGGAUCAUGUUACACACAAGGUUAUGGUUUAAUCUUGCAUUAGAUGCUCAUUUUUUACAAUUUUUUAUACGAGUUUAAAAGGCAAAAAAUAGUGUGCUUUAUUUUCUGUAUGACACUAUAGAGAUAUGAUGAAGGUAAGAUGUGAGGUUGAAUAACAACUUUUAUACUUGAGGACGUGAAACAACAUUUGAUGAAAAUGAAUGACAUCGAGGUGCAUUUGUGAGUCUAUGACCAUAUUUAGAUUUGGAAUGAGAAUGUAAUUUUUUGUAAGUUGUAUAAAUAUAAUGAACAAUAUGGUUCUACUUUAUGUGAA
Molecule: messenger RNA, 1128 nt
Organism: Spinacia oleracea (spinach)
Lineage: Eukaryota; Viridiplantae; Streptophyta; Magnoliopsida; Caryophyllales; Amaranthaceae
Product: LIM domain-containing protein WLIM2b-like
Exons: 5
Coding region: 114-743 (209 amino acids)
Source: RefSeq, a predicted model, not a curated record